Molecule: messenger RNA, 3515 nt
Organism: Scleropages formosus (Asian bonytongue)
Lineage: Eukaryota; Metazoa; Chordata; Actinopteri; Osteoglossiformes; Osteoglossidae
Gene: ap4s1
Product: adaptor related protein complex 4 subunit sigma 1
Exons: 6
Coding region: 2876-3316 (146 amino acids)
Biological process (GO): protein transport
Source: RefSeq, a predicted model, not a curated record
UAGUUUUAACCACUACGUAACCAGCUGUCCCCGUAAUUACUAAUUACUUGCAACACGAUUACUUGCAACCCAGUCACAGCUCCUUCCUAAGUUCCCCCAAUAAUCCUGACACACAUUUUCCUUAUAUUAGGCAAUACAAUAAAUUAUAAUGAACAGCAGCAGCAAUAUGACAAAAACAAUAUAAUUAAUUUAUUAAUCCCUGUGAAGAAACCAGACUGGCUGCCACUGUGAUGACAUCAAAAUGCAUGCCUUUAGACUGUGGAAGGAAACGGGAGUACCCGGUGGAAACCCACGUGAACACAGGGAGAACUCUACACAAUGUGACUGCUCGGGAGCUGUGAAACAACAGCGCUAUCAGCUGUGCCUCCAUGUCCAUUGUUUAAAUUGGACAAAUGGUUGUAGCAGCAAACAUAAGUGUGUAUACAAAAAUAAAAUUAAUUUUCUUUUUAGUUCAUUAUAUUUGAAUUUUUUCCUUUUACUACUUUUCAAAUGAAUUCAUAAAUUGGACUGGUUAUUUCAUAGUUGCUAUUUCCUAAGGUUUACUGGGUUUAAAGGGUAAUGGCAAGCUGUCUGCAGGAACUUCAUCUUUAUGAAGGAUGAACAUGGAGGGUUCAGUGCAGAGAAAAUGUUUCCUUUUAAUUUAUGAAAUUAUUACUUAGUGAUAGUGUGUUUGGAGUGGUAAAGAUGAAGAGUCAGAAUGCAACUGAGAGCAUGGGUACACAGAUCCUAGAAUGCACUGGGUCUCAGCCUCUCCCACACACAUGCUUGGCACAAGUUUCAAAUGUGAUCUCAGUUUAUUAGAAUGUAAAGGACAUCCUGAGCACAGAACCAAUGUCACAGAUCGUAAUAAACUAAAAUUGAGCAUUGGGUAGUUGGUAUUAAUAUUCUGAGACCAGAAUGUGAUAUUGGGAGACUGAAAAACUGGGGAUAAGUGAAUUCUAUUUCCACAGCAAUUUAACGCUCUAAAAUGUAGGCAUUGGGAAAAAUUAAAGACAAAAAUCCAACAUAGUGAGGAAAUCUUGGAACAAAACAGCACAGUUACAAUUGGUAAGAAGCACUCGGAACAUCUAGACUUUUUAGAAAGCACAACCUGAGACUACAAGAAAAUCCUCAAAGCUGAUAGCACUAAAGAUUUUAUUACGGAGUAAGCAAACAAAGGAGUUAGGAGCAGGAAAGAUAUAUGCCUAAGGUAAAAGCUAACAAAUGUCAGAUAUUGCAACAAUGAAAUUGCUUGUUUAUUGGCUGACGACAACUAACAAACCACUCCAACUCAGUUAACAGCUAUAUAGUUUCACGUUGACCUUAAAAAAUUAAUGCUGGAUAUCUGAAAUCUGUUGGUUUAAAAACAAGACAAACGUUAAACUGUAAAAUCAGCAGUAUAUUUCCAACACAGAAAUUUAAAUCCUUAACAAAAUCUUAGUUAAAUGCACCCUUUCAUCACAAGGCACUCAUUUGCAAGUAGGAAAGCUCCCCCAGUAACCAAAUGUUUCCCGACUCAAGAAAUAAAACAAACACAUUCCCAACAUACAACAACACACCGGGUAAUCCUUGUGCCAACAUUAUGGGGGCUGCACACAAACUAUGAGCCCAACAGAACAUGAUGAAUAGACACACAAAGGGCUGAAAAUUUGCACGAGGUGUACUGACCGUCUGAUCACACAACUCUAAGCAAUCAGGUAAUACUUGGCUGGUCAGAGCCCAUACAAAGAUGAAAUGUCAAGCAAGACACACAGAUCAGCUUGAGAGGUAAUUAGGUUUAAAAAGGUUUGGUAGCACAUUUAUAAAUUUUCGAUCAUGGAUGUCUCCGAAGUGCACGAACAUAGUAUACAUCUAGACUAUGGGAGUAUAUACUUGUGACAUUUUAAACUAUAAUAUCAGUAUACUCAAUAAUGCAACAUAGCACAAUGUGUGAAGCAACAUGGGUAACAGCUGUAAACAGCGUCAGUGUGUAAACAUUAACUGUGGAUCUACCUUUCAGAUAUGAACAACAGAACACCAAAAGCAGUACUCUGAAGAUGACUUGUCAACUCAUUCAUGAAAAAUCAGUCAUUUAUUUUGGGAGAACCUUUUUUGCCUCAUCUGCAGUGCUAAAGGAAGCAAAAUGUCUAUUUUUAAACACGUGAUUAGAAGGUGACAAAAAAACCUGAUCUCGCAAAAACGCUUCGGCAGCCGAGGCACAGGGACUGAGCUGCGAAACAUCAUGGAGAUCGCGAUCGACCGGUCGCGUGCAGCACAUCCAGCCUGUUAUAUGGAUAUAUAUUAUAUAUAUGAUGUGAUAAUACACACCGAAUGUGAUCGAGUUGUUUGAAGGACACGACUUGUAUAGCAACGCGAUUUCACACGCAUCGUCGACCUCACACACACACGAAUUAUGACUUGACAGAAUUUCAGUAACAUCGAUGAGGCCCGGCGGGUGCGCUCAGGGAAAAGUGUCACAUCGAGGUGCCUGAUAUUACGACAGAAGUAAAUAAGCGGGACGGGUGAAGUUGGGGGGAAAGUGGACGAGCAGAAUAUUUCAGUUGCAUGACUUUAAGUUCGCGUGUGUGCAAUCGGGAGUGUAUUUCCGUCGGGAGUGACAGUUACAAAGCGCGGGGAGCACUUCCGAGCAGCCGGCAAUCGCUUAUUCGCAAGACGCCCUUGGUCACGCUUCCAGGAGAGUGGAAGCUCUCUUUCCCGGAGCGCCGCGGAGACACAGGCCGCCGCCAUGUUGGCCGAACCAAAAUGGCGGCUCGUGAGAUUAGCUAGCGCUCGCUUAGCCACAUUGUUGUUCUUUCUCUCCGCCUGCCCAGGCAAAACAUAACAGCGAUAGCGACGAGGUCGUGGCGCCGACAAGAACGUACAUCUAGCCGGGCCCUUAACUUAAGGGAUCUGCUGGAUGACAAUGAUCAAGUUUCUGCUGAUGGUCAACAAGCAAGGCCAGAUACGCUUGUCUAAGUACUAUGAACACAUAGACCUGGCCAAGAGGGCCUCCCUAGAAGUGGAUGUCAUCAAGGGGUGCCUUUCACGGAAGAAAGAAGAGUGCUCCUUUGUGGAAUACAAGGACUACAAGCUAGUAUACCGACAAUAUGCAUCCCUCUUUGUUAUGGUGGGUGUAAGUGAAAAUGAGAAUGAACUAGCGGUCUAUGAGCUGGUGCAUAAUUUUGUGGAGGUUCUAGAUAAGUACUUCAGCCGUGUGAGUGAACUGGAUAUCAUGUUCAACCUGGAGAAAGUGCAUGUCAUCUUGGAUGAGAUGAUUCUGAACGGACACAUCGUGGAGACUAACAAGAGCCGAAUUCUGGCACCAUUACUGGUUCUUGACAAGAUGGCUGAGAGCUAGAACGGACAUGCUAGACUGCUACAGCAGUGUAUGAAAAAUUAAAUCAAUUUGUACAGAGACCUCCAUUGUAUAUAAUGUUUUCAUGAUUAAAACUCAAAUACAACAUUGUCUCCUUUUCUCAUUUAAAAGGCAAAAAAAAGACUUUCAGGGGAUAAAGGCAUUUAUACUUUGCAAACAUUUUAAUGAUUAUUUUUGGAGC